Molecule: messenger RNA, 584 nt
Organism: Oppia nitens
Lineage: Eukaryota; Metazoa; Arthropoda; Arachnida; Sarcoptiformes; Oppiidae
Product: kelch-like protein 20
Exons: 6
Coding region: 111-578 (155 amino acids)
Molecular function (GO): protein binding
Source: RefSeq, a predicted model, not a curated record
AUACUGUAAUACAAAAUACAAUAUAUGUAUGUGGUGGUUACAAUAACAAUUAUUUCAAAUCAUGUGAAUAUUAUUUACCAAAUACUGAUGAGUGGUCUUUCGGUCAACCGAUGAGUCAGGAAAGGCAUGGUCUGGCACUGGUAGCACACAAUGGCUUUAUAUAUGCUAUCGGAGGCUAUAAUGGAAAUUCAUUAAAUACAAUGGAAAGAUAUGAUACAAAAACACAACAAUGGCAACCAAUGGCUAAUAUGCAAAAUACUAGACAUUUUUUUGGUUCAGCAUCAUUUAUGGAUAAAAUAUAUGUUUGCGGCGGUUAUGGUAAUAGUGAUGGGAAAUCAUGCGAAACAUAUGAUACGAAAACAAAUCAAUGGACACAAAUUGAAUCAAUGCUUUUAAAAAGAUAUGGAUAUAAAUUGAUUGCUUUUAAUGAUAAAUUAUAUGCAUUGGGUGGCGAAACAAAGGAUGGUUACACAGAUAAAGUUGAAAUAUAUGAUUAUAAGUCUAAACAAUGGUAUUAUACGACAUCAUUGCCCAUAAAAGUUGGAUAUUUUGGAGCUACUGUUAUAACAAAAGUAUAAGACUAA